Messenger RNA from Olea europaea var. sylvestris, 1698 nucleotides. Its product is annotated as zinc finger MYM-type protein 1-like. The coding region runs from base 1 to 1698 and encodes 565 amino acids. The record is from RefSeq and is a predicted model, not a curated record. The transcript is spliced from 2 exons. Lineage: Eukaryota; Viridiplantae; Streptophyta; Magnoliopsida; Lamiales; Oleaceae. Gene Ontology annotation, molecular function: protein dimerization activity.
AUGACAUUUCGUGGACAUGAUGAAUCUGAAGAUUCAAACAAUCAAGGAAACUUUCUUGAACUAUUGCAUUGGUUGUGUGAUCAUAAUCCUGAGAUUAAUGCCGUUGCUUUGACAAAUGCACUUGAAAAUUUGAAAUUAACAUCACCAAGAGUGCAAAAAGAUAUUGUAAGUGCUAUUGCUUCUGAAUGUCUGCAUGUGAUUAUCGAAAAUAUUCGUGAUAGUUUCUUCUUAAUUUUAGUUGAUGAAUCUCGAGAUAUUUCUGUGAAAGAGCAAAUGUCAGUUGUCAUUCGUUAUGUGAAGAGUGGGUGUAUAUUGGAACAUUUUAUCGGUGUCAUUCAUGUUUUGAAUACCACAGCAGCCUCACUUAAGGCUGCAAUUGAUCAAUUAUUCUCAACGCAUAGUUUAAGCAUAUCUAAUUUGAGAGGCCAGGGAUAUGAUGGAGCUAGUAACAUACGAGGUGAGUAUAAUGGCCUCAAAGCACUUAUUUUGAAAGAAAAUCCAAGUGCUUACUAUAUUCAUUGCUUUACUCAUCAACUUCAAUUAGCUCUUGUAGCCGUGGCACAGAAACAUCCGAAGAUUGAAACUUUCUUCACUAUAGUACAUAGAUUGGUGAAUAUUGUUGGAGAAUCAGCUAAACGGAGUGAUCUUAUUCGAGAGAAUCAAAGAUUGAAAAUUCUUGAAUCACUCAGUAUUGGUGAAAUAUCAAGCGGAAGAGGUCUCAAUCAAGAAAUUACUUUUCAGCGUCCUGAGGAUACACGUUGGGGCUCUCACUAUAGUUGUUUAAUUAACUUGAUUACCAUGUUUUCAACUAUAGUCGAAAUCAUUGAGAUGAUUGCUACUGAUUCUACAAGUACUGGAACAAGAGGUGAUGCAUGCAUUUCAUUGGAGUUGAUGUUAAGAUUUGAAUUUGCAUUUAAUCUAUAUCUCAUGAAAAAGAUUUUAGGGAUUUCAAACGAAUUGUCAAAAGCAUUACAAAGAAAAGAUCAAGAAAUUGUCAAUGCUAUGAAAUUGGUGCAAAUAUGUAAAAUACAAUUCCAAACCAUGAGAGAUGAUGGAUGGAAUUCUUUUUUGGGAGUGAUUUGUUCGUUUUGUGAAACUCACAAGAUCAAUGUUCCCGAUAUGGAUGAUAUGUUCGUAACUGUAGGUCGUUCACGGUGUGAGACAGUGACAAAUUUGCAUUAUUUUCGUGUGGAAAUGUUUUAUGCCGACAUUGAUAUGCAACUUCAAGAGUUGAAUGAUCGUUUUUCUGAAGCAAAUAGUGACUUGCUUAUUUGUGUUGCAUGUUUAUCUCCAAAUAAUUCAUUUGCUGCUUUUGACAAGAUCAAAUUGAUUCGACUAUGUCAGUAUUAUCCGGUAGAUUUUGACGCAGCAGAUAUCCUAGAACUUGAUGAUCAACUAGAUACGUAUAUUAUUGAUAUGCGCACUUCUGAAGACUUUGAAGAAUUACAAGGCAUUAGCGAUCUUGCACAGAAGUUGGUUGUGAAGAAUAAACAUGAAGUGUAUCCAUUAGCCUACAAACUUGUGACACUAACCUUAGUUCUUCCCGUGGCUACUGCUAUAGUCGAGAGAGCAUUUUCUGCGAUGACUUACAUCAAAAAUCGUCUGCGCAAUCGAAUUGGAGAUCAAUGGUUGAAUGAUAGUUCUGCAAUCCGUUCGUUCGAAAAGUUAGUUCACAAUGGAGAAAUUACACAGAAAUGA